UUACAUGUACUAAAAUUCUUUAAAAGAAAAUAUUCAUGGAUUUUCAUGUUUUAUGAAUGAAAUAGUCAUUCAGCUCUGUUGCGCCUCUCAGCACAGUAUUUAAAAUCAAUGACUACAAACUAACAUGUCUUGUAUUUAAACAAUCUCGUAGCUACAGACCAGUGGGUUCGACCCCGAGCAUGAUGCUGCACAGCGUUAUCACCUAGCUAGCUCGUGCUGACGGCCAGUCACUCGCUGUUGCCGCGACCCUACAGUGACCUAGCUACACUUUGACCUCGUCGUGUUUUCAAGAGAAACUAGACUUUCAAACAUCGCCUCCAUGGCUCAGCUCCAAAAACCCUGUCGAAUCGGAGAUGAUGUCUCAGACAUCGAGACACCGGCUCUUCUCGUGUGCUUGGAUCGCUUAGAAGCCAACAUCCGAAAGAUGCAGACGACGAUGUCACAAAACUAUCCUGGGGUGGCCGUGCGGCCUCACGCCAAGACACACAAGAGCCCCGGCAUAGCGCGGCUACAGGUGAGGGAGGGAGCUGUCGGCGUGUGUUGUCAGACGGUCACCGAGGCGGAAGCCAUGGUGGAAAGAGGUGUGAACGACGUCUUUGUGUCAAACGAGAUGGUCUCAAAGUCGAAACUCAGACGCCUGGGCUCGCUGGCGAAGACGGCCAAAAUCUCGCUUGCCGUGGACAGUUGCGAGAAUCUGCGAGACGUCAGCGACGUUGCCUCUGAUAUGGGUGUCAACAUCGACAUCGUCGUUGAGCUCAGUGUUGGAGGAUUCAGGGUGAAGCCAGCAUCCGGGUCAGCAGCAGAACGCAGCAGCGGCGUGAAGUUGGUGGUAGACAAAAAACUCGCGUUAUUCCUACAUCUUUAUAAACUUUAUACUGCGCAGGCCCUGUCUGGAGCUGGAAUCAAAUGCGACUACGUCACAGGUGCAGGGACGGGUACCUUCUGCUACGAGGCUGGCAGCAAGGUGUUCACUGAAAUACAGCCUGGAUCCUAUGCUGUGAUGGACGCCGAUUACAGACGUAAUCUAGCAGAAGAUGGAGAGUUUAUUUCAGAGUUUCAACAGAGCCUAUUCGUCCUCUCUACUGUUCCAAGUACACCGGAAGAUGGAACUAGAGUGGUUCUGGAUGCUGGCAUGAAAUCAGAUAACUAUGAUAUGGGGCUUUUUACAGCUUUCAGACUACCAGAAUUGACGUACUAUUGUGGUGGGGACAACCAUGGUAUUGUCUCGCCAGGUGAACUAAAGCUGGGGACCAAAGUGUGGCUUAUCCCGGGUCACUGUGACCCAACAAUCAACCUGUAUGAUUGGAUUGUAGGAAUCAGAAAGGGAAAAGUAGAAUGUGUCUGGUCUAUCAGUGGCAGGGGUCCAGGGUUGUGAUGCUAUUUGCCUCUGCAAUAACACCUCAAGAGAUUUUAUUUUGAUGCUAGUUUGUCAAGAUUUAUUAUAAGCAGUAUAAUUUCUUGACUAUAUAACACAGUUGGUUAUGUUCUUACAUUGUGUUUUAUUGCCUCAAUUAUUCGAAGCUAAUACUUUAAUGCUGGCCAAAUCUUAGUUAAGGGAAUGUUGUGUCCACUGCAUCCUUUCCUCUUAUUGCAAGAUCACAUUAUUAUUUUAUUGGUGUUUUCAUCUUUGCUGCACUAUUUAUACUCAUAAAUGAUGCUUUUUGUUGCUCAUUUUGGAAUAUACUUUGGACUAUGACAAGCAGCUUUUUUUUCAUUUGUCAAGAUUUUACCUAGUAUUUUUAAAUGCAUACCAGUAACAUAUGUUUCUUCAGAACACAAGAAAUAAACCAGUAGCUUUCUAA
Messenger RNA from Pomacea canaliculata, 1802 nucleotides. RefSeq names its product D-threonine aldolase-like. Gene Ontology annotation, molecular function: D-serine ammonia-lyase activity. The record is from RefSeq and is a predicted model, not a curated record. Gene Ontology annotation, biological process: D-serine catabolic process. Lineage: Eukaryota; Metazoa; Mollusca; Gastropoda; Architaenioglossa; Ampullariidae.